Gamsiella multidivaricata is the source of this 1111-nucleotide messenger RNA. RefSeq lists its product as uncharacterized. The record is from RefSeq and is a predicted model, not a curated record. NCBI's taxonomy places the organism in Eukaryota, Fungi, Mortierellomycota, Mortierellomycetes, Mortierellales, Mortierellaceae. Bases 222 to 1070 code for a protein of 282 amino acids. The transcript has 3 exons.
UGCCUAACUUCCCACGGACUUCAUUUCUUUGGAUCGAUUGGGCGCCCUUAAGCUAUGCCUCGAUCACCUUCGCCUUCCCCACUUCCCCCCUGGUGCAACCAACCAACCAACCAGAACGAGAACGCGUCCUUAAUCCUUCCCAGGAAUCAAAGAUCGAGCAGCAGAAGUGAUCUCAACAACAGCAUUCACUCCGUCGAACUAAAAGGAUCACAAGGAUUAACAUGGACGACGACGACAGCACAUCCAGUUUCAUUGACAAUGCCCCAAACGAAAUCGAGGAACAAUUUCAGGACCUCGUGGAGAGCAGUAGCAAGCAACAGUCCGCCGGCACUUCCAAACCAGUUUCAGAAGCAAAAAAAGCACCAGAAGGGCCUCCAAUCGAGUCAGCGGUCGUCAGUGUGGAGAACGAGGACCCCAGCCAGGACUGGGAGUGGGUGGAGGAGACAGAGUAUAUCGUGCUUGAUUUUGGUUCCACAAAUUACAACGCAAAGGACAUGGAGAACAUGACCAAGGGAGGAUACAGUCUCGUUGGUCUGGAGACACCAACACCAUACUUCAAAGCAGGAAUCCAUGCAUUCAAGGGGUUCUACGACGAGAACGCCAUCACGGAGGACCUUCUCUUUAAAAUGAAAGGCCAUGAAGAGCAUGAGGAAGGAAUGGACGAGAGCGAUGACGAAAAUUCAGGGGCGAUGGAUCUGAUGACGAUCGCCACCAAGCGGAUCAUGUUUGAAUCUGUUGACAUAGUACCGAUCACCCCAGAAGAGGAUAAGGCCAAAGAAGCGCAAGACAAGGGGAAGGGACCAGCUAAUGCAGAGAAUCAGGGGGAUGAGGCACCCGUAUUGGAACCAAGGAAAGAGGUCAAGAUGACCAUUUGGAGGGCUGCAUAUGAUGCAGUAGGCCUGGACCGGAGGAAGAAAAAAAAGCAGCCCCCAGCAGCGUCUUAUCGAGGAAAGAGGGGCCGGAUAUUGGAGAACCAGGGCGAAUCAUCUUCAACACCUAUGGAUAUUGAUACCCUGCCAACAGCCGAGACCCCUGGCGGUGAUUACGAACAGGACGACGGGAUGCAGUGAGUUCUACUGCAGAAUGCACAAUAAAGGCGAUCACAGCAAAA